GCAAUGUGUAUUCCUUUGUUUCCUCCAUUGUUGUGGGACUUGGUUCAGUAGUUGUUAUAAGGUGGGGUUGAUUGUGUGAAAUUCCUUUAGUUCUUGAAUAUUUGAGAAAACCUUCAUUUCUUCCUCAUAUUGAAGGGUAAUUUUGCAGGGUACAAUAUUCAUGGCUGAAAUUUCCUCUCCUUUAGAACUUUGAAUAGGUCAUUCCACUUUAUCCUUGCCUCUAGAGUUUCUGAAGAGAAAUCUGAUGAAAGUCUUAUAGCUCUGCCUUUGUAUAUAACUUCUUCUGUCUCACUAGCAGCCAGCAAAAUGUUUUCUUUGUUUUUGACUUUGGUAGUUUUACAGUAAUGUGCCUAGGCACUGAUUUUUUUUUUUUUUUUUGUAUUUAUAAAUCUGGGUGAUUGUUCUGCCUCUUGAAUUAGAAUGUUCUGAUGGUUUCCUAAAUGAGGGAAGUUCUCAGCUAAAAUUGCUCUGAAAAUGGAUUCUGGGCCUUUGGCCUUGUCCUCCUUCUCAGACAUACCUAUCACUCUUAUAUUUGCUCUUUUGAAGGAGUCUGCAGUUUCACAGAGAGUUGCUUCAGUCUUUUCUGAACUAUUCCUCUCCCUCGUCUUCAAAUGGAAAUAGUGGGCUGGCCAUAUCUUCUAGAUUGGAAAUGAUUUCUUCUGAAUGUGUAAAUCCCCAGGAGAGUAAUAUCUGGACCAUAGGCUUGGACAGUCGUAAACAGAACCAUCUUGCUAUAUGGUUUAAGAAAUGGCUGUAGGCAACAACACUCGGCGAAGUUACUCCAUCAUCCCAUGUUUUAUAUUUGUAGAGCUCGUCAUCAUGGCUGGGACAGUGCUGCUUGCCUACUACUUCGAAUGCACUGACACUUUUCAGGUGCAUAUCCAAGGAUUCUUCUGUCAGGAUGCAGACUUAAUGAAGCCUUACCCUGGGACAGAGGAAGAAAGCUUCAUCACCCCCCUGGUGCUCUACUGUGUGCUGGCCGCCACUCCAACUGCGAUUAUUUUUAUUGGUGAGAUAUCCAUGUAUUUCAUAAAAUCAACCAGAGAAUCUCUGAUUGCCCAAGAGAAAACAAUUCUGACCGGAGAAUGCUGUUACCUGAACCCAUUGCUCCGAAGGAUCAUAAGAUUCAUAGGAGUCUUUGCAUUUGGGCUUUUUGCUACCGAUAUUUUUGUAAAUGCUGGACAGGUGGUCACUGGGCACCUAACACCAUACUUCCUGACAGUAUGUAAGCCAAACUACACCAGCGCAGACUGCCGAGCACACCACGAGUUCAUAAACAAUGGCAACAUUUGCACAGGUGACCUGGAAGUGAUCGAAAAGGCUCGGAGAUCCUUUCCCUCCAAACAUGCUGCCCUCAGCAUUUACUCUGCCUUGUAUGCCACUAUGUACAUCACAAGCACAAUCAGGACGAAGAGCAGUCGACUGGCCAAGCCGGUGCUGUGCCUUGGGACCCUCUGCACAGCCUUCCUGACAGGCCUCAACCGGGUCUCCGAGUAUCGCAACCACUGCUCAGACGUGAUCGCUGGCUUCAUCCUGGGCACUGCCGUAGCGCUGUUUCUGGGCAUGUGUGUAGUCCAUAACUUUAAAGGAACACAAGGAUCUCCUUCUAAGCCCAAAACUGAGGAUGCUCGUGGAAUGCCCUUAAUGGCUUUCCCAAGGAUAGAAAGCCCUCUGGAAACCUUAAGUGCACAGAAUCACUCUGCCUCCAUGACUGAAGUUACCUGAGAUGGCUGAUGUGUCCAAAGCUGUUUGUUUUUCUUCUUCUUCUUCUUUUUUUUUUUUUACUCACCCUCCAAUCCAAUACUUCAAGACUCACAGUUACUGGAUGUCAAACUGUGAAGACAAGUAUUAUGUUUAUCUAGUUAGAGGCUAAUGUUUUUGUACUUUUUUUUUUGUAUGAGGAAAUGUUGUAGCUUGCCCUGAUUUUUUUUGUUUUUGUCAGCUUUAAUAUAUUUAUGCCAGAAUUUUAAAACAACAAAACUUUCUUCUUGUUCAAGUGUGCACUGAAGAACCACAGUGACUCAAUGGCUGGUGUUUGUUUUUAUGGUAUUUGUACACAAAUCUUUUCUCAGUUUCACAGGUUCACAAAAUGAAUAGAACAACGCAACUUACCUUUUUAUUACUGCAGGUUUUCCAGGUUUUUUUUAAUUAUUAUUAUUAUUAUUUUAACUCAAGUUAACUUUCAAGUUGCAGGGAGAGUGAGUGGUGUUGGUUAAUAGUAAAUCUCCAAAUCAAUAGUACAGAAAUAAGAACUGCUUCCCGAAAGAACUGUGUGUUCCUCUCUGUUCCUGUGUUACUGCCUUCUAAAUCAAUGUGAUAUGAUAAUGAAGCCACCCCGUUCUACAAUCAACUGACAGAAUCCUGGAAACAAGGGGCACUGAACCUCUCGUAUUCCUUCUCAGAAGAUUCCUUCUCCCAUACAAGAGGCUCAUUCUCGGCAAGGCAAUUCUGUGACCACAGUCUUGUAAUGGCAAAUUAACACCGUAGCCUUCUGUCAAACGACACCAAACCAGCACCUGCCUUCCCUGUCGAUGUAAUGGUUUUAUAUAUCAUGUUCUAUGGGCUUUAUAUGCAAAUGAAUAUCUUACAGUUUGCACAGUAUUAUUUUACAGAAAAGAGUGUCGGAGCGCCUCCAACCUAGAGGCCCAGAGCAAUAGCUUGACUUUGUGGCUUUUGAUUGUUUGAGAAUUUUCACUGCAUCUCCUUUUUCUAGCAUGGUCUGAACUAAUGUGUAACUCCGUUAAGAGCCAGGGCUCCCUCGGCGGUACCUAUCAGAUUGUUUUCCAGACACUGUCAUGUUGACUCUUCUUAACUUUUUUGUAUAUAUUUUUUUUCUAAAGAGAAAAAGGAAAGUUAUCACAAAAAGUA
Messenger RNA from Erinaceus europaeus (western European hedgehog), 2868 nucleotides. It is a transcript of the gene PLPPR1, whose product is annotated as phospholipid phosphatase related 1. The record is from RefSeq and is a predicted model, not a curated record. Gene Ontology annotation, biological process: phospholipid metabolic process; signal transduction; phospholipid dephosphorylation. Lineage: Eukaryota; Metazoa; Chordata; Mammalia; Eulipotyphla; Erinaceidae. Gene Ontology annotation, molecular function: phosphatidate phosphatase activity. The transcript is spliced from 9 exons. The coding region runs from base 748 to 1725 and encodes 325 amino acids.